CCCCCCCACCCCGCGCCGUCGCCGGUGCCGCGGGCGCGGAGCAGCGCGGGGUGCGGGCCGAGCGCGGCGGCCCCAUGCCGCCCGGCACGCCGGGGCCAGCCCCGGGGGCACCCCCCGGUCAUACCCCGCGGAGCCCCUGCCGCUGUGCCCCGGGCCGUGCCCGCAGGAGGAUCGCUGCGAGCCUCCUCGCAGGCAGGUGAUCUGUUUGUCUGCCAUUUCUGGUUACCCUCUUCCCAACCCUCCCCCCCCCCCGGCUGGACAACUCCCUCCUUUGGAGAACACGCCCAAGUAGCUGAAGAAGAGAGAAAGGGAGGAAAAAAAAAGGGGGGGGGGGAGGGAGAUAGUUAACAUUGAACCUGGGGGGAGCGCCCCGAGCCGCCGGCGCUCAGGAGGAUCCCGCAGCCCCGUCCGUCUCCCGCAACAAGGCGCUGCGUGUGACAGGCAUACAAAUCCGGGAGAGAGGGACAAGAGAGCGAGCGGGGCAGAGGGCCGGGCCGGAGCGGAGAGCCGAGGGCGAGGGCCAUGGUGAGAGCCGGCGGGGGCUCGCCGGGGCGCAGCGGGGCGCGGCGGGAGCGGCCGUGACCGGAGCGGCCCCGGGCCGGGAGCGCGGCGGGCUCCGUUUCGCACGUUGAGUCGGAGACACGGCAAAGCUAGGAAUAUGAACAGGAAAACAAGGCGCUGGAUCUUCCACAUCUUCCUGAGCCUGGGGAUUGUGUAUAUCAAGAUCGGGGGUUUUUCCUCUGUGGUGGCUCUGGGCGCCAGCAUCAUCUGUAACAAGAUCCCGGGUCUCGCCCCCCGGCAGCGGGCGAUCUGCCAGAGCAGGCCCGACGCUAUUAUCGUCAUCGGGGAAGGGUCCCAGAUGGGCAUCAACGAGUGCCAGUUCCAGUUCCGCAACGGGCGCUGGAACUGCUCUGCCCUGGGAGAGAGGACCGUCUUCGGGAAGGAGCUGAAAGUGGGGAGCAGAGAAGCAGCGUUCACCUACGCCAUCAUUGCUGCUGGAGUAGCACAUGCCAUCACGGCUGCCUGCACGCAGGGCAACCUGAGUGACUGUGGGUGUGACAAAGAGAAACAAGGACAGUACCACAAGGAGGAAGGGUGGAAAUGGGGAGGCUGCUCUGCUGACAUCAGAUACGGGAUAGGAUUCGCCAAAGUGUUUGUGGACGCCCGGGAGAUUAAGCAAAACGCACGGACGCUCAUGAACCUGCACAACAACGAGGCCGGGAGGAAGAUUCUGGAAGAAAACAUGAAGUUAGAGUGCAAAUGCCAUGGGGUCUCGGGCUCCUGUACCACUAAAACAUGCUGGACAACUCUGCCUAAAUUCCGGGAGCUGGGCUACAUCCUGAAGGACAAAUACAACGAAGCUGUUCAGGUUGAACCAGUGAGAGCAAGUCGGAACAAGCGCCCAACCUUCCUCAAAAUAAAGAAACCCCUUUCCUAUCGCAAACCCAUGGAUACAGAUUUAGUGUACAUAGAGAAAUCUCCCAAUUAUUGUGAAGAAGACCCUGUCACUGGCAGCGUGGGAACGCAGGGCAGGAUGUGCAACAAGACGGCCCAGCAGUCCAACGGCUGCGACCUGAUGUGCUGUGGCCGAGGUUACAACACACACCAGUACUCAAGAGUGUGGCAGUGCAACUGCAAAUUUCAUUGGUGCUGCUAUGUUAAAUGCAACACAUGCAGUGAAAGAACAGAAGUAUAUACCUGUAAGUGAGUACACGGCUGGGCAGGCUGACGUGUCCCUGGCCGUCAAUACAUUUGCACAUGCACUCAACGUAGCUACAGAAGACCGUAGGAAAGACUUGCUCUCCUAGAAGAAAUGCUGAUGAAUGGAGUCCUCUCUUCUCAUGUUUCAUUGCUUAUGUGGAUACACUUUUCAGACUCUUGUGAAAGUCAGCCAAGAAACAAAAACAAACAACACCCCCCUUCUCCAACCACCCCCCCCCGAGCCACCUGUCACACAAAACAGAGAGAAAAAGGUGCUCUCUGCUAAUCUGUGCCUCUAAAGGAAGAUGCAUUGACUGCCCUGUGAAGAAACACCAGUCAGACAAAAAAAAUCUCUGAGUGUGGCAACUGACUCUUAGUUUGGAAAAAAAAGAUGGUCAAAAACUUCAGUGUAUAAAGAGCUGGGGGAGGCAGGGGAGAAAUCCUCAAAAAAGGGCUUUGCACAGGAUGGGAUGGACAGGCACCCAUCAUGAGUGGCCCAUGUGAGUGUGUGGAUGGCACAGAUUUAGGCUUCAACACUCGUGCAAAGCUUCUGCUGGUCUUGCCCAUCUUUCCACUUCAUACCAUUUGCCUACAGCGAGUAGAACUGUUGAAGGUUUCUGUAGACACUGCUUUAUCUCCCUCGUGUGCGUGUGUGCUGCAGAGUUUAGCACAGGGAUUUGGGACACUCGGGCAUAAUAAUAGCAAUAUUUAACAAUUUAUUCAGAUAAAAACUAAUAUUAAUUUAUUUAAUUAAAAAGAACUCUACCGACAUUUGGGGAACUAUUCUGCAAUUAAAGUAGAUAGCUGCCUUUCUUUGUGGAAUAAUUUUGUAGGAACAGCAAGGAAAAACUGGAGCUGUACAUAUUAUUCUUAACUAGGAUGUUUCUAUUAGUUGGACUUGCAGGAUAUGUUCUACAGUACUAGAUGUUUAAGUACAAACGCUGGCAUCUUUAUAUAUAUAUAUGUACAUACACAAACACACACUGUUGGUUUUUUUGGGGUUAUUUUGUUUGUUUGUUUGUUUUCUCCUGUUUGCUGCUAGUUGUCUGGAACAAAAGUCAAGCGGUAGGGGUUACAAAUCUUUACCAGUUGUCUUGGGUUGGUUUUUUUUGUUGUGUGGGGUUUUUUUUUUCAAUUAAAGGAAGAAGCAUUAAUGAAAUCCUGUUUGGAAUAUGUCUAAAAAUACAAAAAUCCAGACAAACUUCCAUCUUUUGGAAAAAAUCAACCAUGGGAUAAGAGAAUAUAUUUUGUAAGAGACUAUUUUUAUAUAAAUAUUUUAUUUAUACUACUUCUGCUUGUUCAACCUGUACUUUUUCUCAAAACAGGCAUACAAUUUGUAAUUCUUAGGCUAUUUAACAGAGAAAGGGUAAUUAGUUUGUGGACAUAGCAGCAGCAAGCUGGAUACACUCAGCUGAACUUGGUGGAUGUGUCAGAGAGCGGAAUGAACUUUCUCUCCGGAUGUGUGUAAAAAAAACUGGCUCUUUUCCUGCAGCUCAAUUUGCAGGAUAUGCAAAACAAGGACAGGGUAUGUAGCAUCAAUUUUGUCACAUGGCUUGAAUUCCUGAUUGGUAUUAACUGGAUGUUCAUUUAUCCCAUUCAAGGGAAAAAAAAAAGAAUCCGAAUUAGCUUCCCUUCUGCGUCAGUCAUUAAAGUGUGGCAUUAUGACUAGCAAAUGUGCUGUGUGUGCUGUCAGUUAAACCUCUAUAUUGUGUUACUGUCAAAUUUGAUUUUAAUCAGUGGAAGACUGUAGACUGUGACUGUAAAAACUAGCAUGACACACAUCGUCUGAUUCUCAUAGAUAGGAUACAAAGCUUACUUGUCGUCCAACUCUUUUUUUGGGGGUGCAUUUACAUUAUUCUUUCCCUGCAGAAAGGCCAGAGCUCAAAAAAAAAACUCCAGAAAAACAUCCAGGCAAAUUUAAGGACCAUUGACUUGAUUUUCUAAGCCAUUCUACGUUCCCUUUACCCUAUUUCCUUUUUAUCACUGCAGUAUUUCUCUGUUUUUAGAACCAUUUUGUUUUUCCUGCUUGACUCAUUUGUGACUGAUAAAAGAAAAAAAACAUCUAAUUUUAACGUUGUUUUUCAUGGGGUGAGAAACGUGGCCCUGUGCUACCAAUGAUGCUACCUGUGCUGUCUAGGACAGAUCAGAUUCUUCCCUCCUUCCAGGCUACAGCACCUCAUACCUUUCAUGAGGUUGAGAAAGGCAUCAGUAAAGGAAAGGACCCACCCUGCUGCAUGCAGCGCAUUCCACUGACCCCUGUUCCUAGCAGCCAGCAUUACAAGGAGUAGAUGAUACAGAAGCAUUUUGUGUCCACUAAUUUUUCUGAGGGAAAAGUCCCACCUACAAUGAGAGAACAUUUCUGCAAAAGCAAACAUAAGAUGUUACAAAGGUUCCCUAUAACAUAACACUCACCUUUUAGGGCUUACCUGAAUGUGGCAUGACAGGAUGCUUUGUAACUCCUUGUACAUACCUUAUGUAAGAACACAAUCCCAUGCUGUGCCUGAUCCUAUAUUUAGGGUUAAAUACACAGUCUCUUUGCAGACCUGCCACUUCACAAAACCCAUGAAUUUUUGCUGCAAUUCAGAAACCUGCAUGGAAUAUCAAAAUAAAACAAUUAAUGUCAUUUACUUUCAAACUUAAGGCUUCUCAAGAUAAAGUACCAUAAAAGCAACUUUUUGGGGUCAUUGAGUCACUACUUUUAGUUCUUCUGAAUUCCACACAUUAAGAAUUGAUAAGAUACAAAAUGCAAUGAAGUACAGACAGUAUGGAUGUUAAUUACAACACUAUAAUAUGGCUAAUUCAGAUCUAACAUCUAAUAUUGGAAUCCUCCCCCACCUCGGUAUUGUUUUUUUACUUAGUGGAUACCAGAUCAUAGUCAAAAGGGGUUUUCUUCACUGACUAGUUAUUUUACAAGAUACUACUUUUGCAGUAUGUUUUUACCAUGGAAGAGUAAUCUGUGUAACUCCUGCUUCCUGUAUGUUUCAGUAUGCAGUGAUGUGCAAUGUACAGCUAGCAGAUUAAUCACUGAAGGACAAAUAUCUUUAAACAGUCUUACAGUAAUAAAGAAUUGGAUGCACAAUGAAAUGAAUUUGUUACACAUUUUCCCUAUAUCUUACAGUAUUGCUGAUGAUCAGUGCAUGAGGAAAAAAGGUCAUUUUUUUGAUGACUGGAAUAACUGUUUGGGAACUAUAAACUGGAAAUCAAGGAAAACCAAAUGCUGCAUUCAACCAGAAGGCAUUUGGAAAUUUGGCUGUCUCAUCUUAGAUCAGAAAAAUCUGUCCCAUCAGAAUCUGUUUGAGUCUGGAGUUAGUUGGUCAUUUGCUAAAUGGGCUUGAAUGGCAUGAAGAAUAAACAGGAGAAGGAGAAAGAUUUACCAUUUUGUAGCUAUUCCUCCCCCCAACAACAAUUUGUUCUGUGUCCUCAGGGAUAGAAGAGUUGUUUUUCACUUUGGUGAAGAGCCCCACAAUGGGAGUGAAAUGCACACAACUGCAGAACAAUGUAUCUCUCGAAAGAAAACACAUCUUUUCAUCUCUGCUAACCAAGGGAAGUGCUGGGUUGCUGUCCACGUCAACAACCUGGCUGAGGCUUUUAAAGAAAACAUACAUUCAAGAAGCAGGAAGAGUAAGAGGAGUAGGAAGCAUCAGAGAACAAGCAUAAUUGCAAGUUGGGAAGCAUUUAUGGAAUCUCACUUCCUCCUUUGGCAGUGGAGCCUCCCUCAUGGAAAUGAAGCUGUUCUGCCUCGGUAUUCCUAAGCAAGUUUUAAGGAUUUUACCUCUCAGUCUUCUGAAAAGGACAACUAACCUGAAUGCAAUUAGCUUGAAUACUUGAAGUACCUACAUAAAACAUGAGUCAGUCAAUGAUUAAGUUUUCUUUGCCAUGUAUGCACAAACCUAAUGGAGAUGUGUCUUUCAACAGUGAUCAUUAAACUCAA
Messenger RNA from Colius striatus (speckled mousebird), 5632 nucleotides. RefSeq names its product Wnt family member 7A (gene WNT7A). The record is from RefSeq and is a predicted model, not a curated record. Bases 659 to 1708 code for a protein of 349 amino acids. The transcript has 4 exons. Gene Ontology annotation, cellular component: extracellular region. Gene Ontology annotation, biological process: multicellular organism development; positive regulation of JNK cascade; cell fate commitment. NCBI's taxonomy places the organism in Eukaryota, Metazoa, Chordata, Aves, Coliiformes, Coliidae. Gene Ontology annotation, molecular function: frizzled binding; cytokine activity.